AUGUCUUCCCCACUUUCUGCCGAAGAUGAAGAUAUCUUCGAGCGUCUUCAACAGCGUGCUGACCCGAAAGUUCUCGAGGAGCGUCAGCAGGCCGUGAAUGAGCGAAUACACGCAAUCUACCAGAAGGCGCAGACCCGUCUUGGGGAAUUGAUCGACCAAAAUUCCACCCUUCCAUGUGCCAUUUCCUCUGUUCAAAUCCUCAACGCACACCACACGCGCAGGGGCUUUCUUGAACGGAUUUUUAACCCUCUCUUGAGUUCUAACCAGAAGAAGCCCUACACACUCUCUGAAGCCUUACGGGAAGUCUCGGCACGUGCCAAUAGACUAAGUAGAUUUGACAUUUUUCAGCAACCAGUGUCUGUGUACUUGGAUCAAUCACCCGAAGGAGACCCACAAACGGGACUACCAAAUCUUGACGUGUAUGUAUCGGUCAAAGAAAAGUCUCGUGUUCUGUUGAAGACCGGGACCGAUCUCGGUAACACUGAGGGAUCCGCAUAUGGCAAUCUUCUCUGGCGGAACGUGUUUGGCGGUGCCGAGAACCUAAAUUUGAACGCUUCACUGGGUACUAGGACAAGGUCUGCCUACCAAGCAACAUUUGAAACACCUAUUUUGAGUGACCCGGAUUUCCGCUUGGAAAUUGGCGGAAUCGCUAGCUCUACCCAAAAGGCUUGGGCUAGUCACGAGGAGGCCUUAAAAGGUGGCUGGAGUAAGCUCCGGUGGAUGAAUCAGUCUGGCCAUCGCCAUGAAGUCGGGUACAAUGGUUUUUGGCGGCAGAUGACUGGCCUGGCGGAGAACGCAUCCCCAACAGUCCGAGCAGACGCAGGUGAUAGUGUGAAAAGCAGCAUCUUUCAUUGCUGGUCCAAAGACUGCCGGGAUAAUGGGCUUCUUCCAUCUCGUGGCUACUAUGCUAAAGCUUUCAAUGAGCUAGCCGGCUGGGGUCCGCUAAAGGGAGAUGUGUCUUUUUGGAAAUCUGAAAUUGAAGCGCAAAAUGCAAUUCCAAUUCCAGUGCCUGGCAUCGAAGGCGAUAGUGGUAUCAGCUUUACCACUGGAUUCCGUGCCGGUCUCCUUUAUCCCCUUGGAAUGGAUGCCGACCACAGACUCCAGGUUUCGCGCACUAAUGAUCGCUUUCUUCUCGGUGGCCCCACGGAUGUUCGCGGUUUCCGCCUCUGCGGCCUUGGACCUCACGAUGGAGCUGAUGCUGUAGGGGGAGACGUAUAUGCUGCAGGGAGUGCAAACUUGCUACUUCCACUCCCCCGAGUUGGUGCGGAAAAGCCCUUGCGAUUUCAGGCGUUUGUGAGUGGCGGUCGUCUGUUGCCGCUACGAACCGCACAGAAGAGCGCACCUACUACAGGUUCAGAAGUGAAGGAUGCCAUGGUUUCUACAGUUUCCGAGCUGGGUAAUGGAAUGCCUAGCAUUGCAGCAGGAGUUGGACUCGUGUACGCUCAUCCAGCUGCUAGGUUCGAGCUGAACUUCUCUUUACCACUGGUGCUAAGGAAAGGCGAAGAAGGCCGAAAAGGUUUGCAGCUUGGAAUAGGUAUUAAUUUCCUGUAG
Messenger RNA from Aspergillus bombycis, 1551 nucleotides. RefSeq names its product SAM complex subunit SAM50 (gene sam50). Bases 1 to 1551 code for a protein of 516 amino acids. Gene Ontology annotation, cellular component: outer membrane; SAM complex. Gene Ontology annotation, biological process: protein insertion into mitochondrial outer membrane. The transcript is spliced from 4 exons. The record is from RefSeq and is a predicted model, not a curated record. Lineage: Eukaryota; Fungi; Ascomycota; Eurotiomycetes; Eurotiales; Aspergillaceae.